Molecule: messenger RNA, 2853 nt
Organism: Pseudoliparis swirei
Lineage: Eukaryota; Metazoa; Chordata; Actinopteri; Perciformes; Liparidae
Product: beta-1,3-galactosyl-O-glycosyl-glycoprotein beta-1,6-N-acetylglucosaminyltransferase 3-like
Exons: 1
Coding region: 8-1264 (418 amino acids)
Cellular component (GO): membrane
Molecular function (GO): acetylglucosaminyltransferase activity
Source: RefSeq, a predicted model, not a curated record
UAAAGACAUGGUUUCUGCAAGGUUGUGGAAGACCCUGUCACUAGUCGUCAUCGGUAUGUUACUUUCUUUUGUACUUUGGGAAACGGCUUCAAACAGACAGUCCUUGCCUGUUUUUACAAUACCAGAGCAGUUCUCUUUAGACCUGCCUGGCUGCUUGGCCAUCAUCACUGGAGACACACAUGGGAAGAAAGGCGAUUUAGAAAGGCUUCUGUCAUCCAGGAAAAGACAUCCUUCAUCAGAGGACUUCUACUUGAAUGUGACAAAGGACUGUCCGUCUUACAUUGAGAAGAGAGGUUUCAUUACAGCGCCUCUCAGUGAGGAGGAGAAGAAUUUCCCCAUCGCCUACUCCAUGGUGAUCCAUGAGAAGAUUGAGAUGUUUGAGCGACUCCUACGAGCUGUUUAUAAUCCUCAGAACAUCUACUGUGUGCAUGUGGACCAGAAAGUCACUAAAGAAUUUCAGAAGGCCGUGGAGGCUAUUCUUUCCUGCUUCCCAAAUGUGUUUUUAGCCAGUAGAUUAGAGCGAGUGGUGUAUGCCUCGUGGUCCAGAGUGCAGGCCGAUUUGAACUGCAUGAAAGAUCUGCUGAACUCGCCGGUCCAGUGGAGAUACCUGCUCAACACCUGUGGGACAGACUUCCCCAUCAAAACCAAUAGAGAAAUGAUUCAGGCACUGAAGGCCCUCAACGGGAGAAACAGCAUGGAGACGGAGGUAACCAAUGACUACAAGAAAGCGCGGUGGCUGUAUCAUUACAAUGUAACUACUGCUGUCAUCAAGACGGAUGUGAAGAAAAGUCCCCCGCCCAAUGGCAACCCCAUGUUCACAGGAAACGCCUACUUUGUGGCCAGCAGAGCCUUUGUGAAACAUGUGAUGCAGGACAGAGAAGUUCAUGAGCUUCUGGAGUGGGAGAGGGACACGUACAGCCCCGACGAACACCUCUGGGCCACUCUACAGCGAAUGCCCUCCGUUCCUGGAUCAAUGCCCGCGAACAUCAAGUUCGAUGCGUCAGACAUGCAAGCCAUCGCUCGCGUGGUGAAGUGGAGCUAUCUAGCAGGCGAUGUGAGAGCCGGAGCCCCGUACUCUCCUUGUACAGGUGAAUACAGUAGAGCAGUCUGUGUGUACGGAGCAGGUGACCUCUCGUGGCUCCUCAGACAACAUCAACUCUUUGCAAAUAAGUUUGAUCCUGAGGUUAAUGAUAUUGCUAUUCGAUGUAUAGAGUCAGUUCUGCAUUUUAAAGCUUUAGGCCACGACCGACUGGAAACCGAUUAAUAUUCCAUAAUUUUUCUUGAAAUGUAAAAUGUAUUUUAAGGUGCGUACUAUAAAGUAGUUCUGAAACUGGGCACUUCGCAGAUGAUGGAAAACAGGCUUCCGGACACGUGUAAAGAAUAUAUACUUUUGCUUGGCUUACCCCUAAUGUUAUAAUAAUAAUAAUAAUAAUACAUUCAUUUUAUAAGGCGCCUUUCAAGGCACUCAAGGUCGCCGCACAACAUAUUUAAAAAUGGACACAAUUAAAAAGCAGAACAGUUAAAAAGCAAAACAGUUAAAAAGCAGAACAGUCUGCAGCAGAGCAACCAAGAGGGGAACAGGUCAGGCAUAGGCCUGCCUGAAAAGGUGAGUUUUGAGGUGAGUUUUGAAUAAAAUGAUAGAGUCAAUGUUUCUGAUGUCAGGGGGGAGGGAGUUCCAUAGGCGAGGGGCAGAGCGGCUGAAGGCUCGUGACCCCAUGGUGGACAGACGAGCUGGGGGGACAGUCAGGUUGAUGGAGGAAGCAGACCUGAGAGACCGGGUGGGGAUGUUGAUUUUGAGGAGGUGAGACAGGUAUGGAGGGGCGAGGUUGUGGAUGGCCUUGAAUGCAUAGAGGAGGAUCUUAAAGUCAAUGCGGUGUUUGAUGGGAAGCCAGUGGAGUUAUUGUAGAACAGGGGUGAUGUGAAAGAUUGAAGGGGUUUUGGUGAUGAUGCGGGCAGCAGCGUUCUGGACCAGUUGGAGUUUAUGGAGGAGUUUCUGGGGGAGACCAAAGAGGAGGGAAUUGUGUUAAGAAUAUAAAAAUGCAUACAUAGUACCCCAUGUCCCUCGCUUUGCAUUAAGGCCCCGAAGCACCAAACUGUGUGUCCUUCUAUGACAUUCGGGCUCUGACCAGAGAGAACAGCUCAUACUCAUGCUCACCCACAUGUUUUGGAACAUACUGUCACUGCUGGAUAAGAAGCACAGAUACUGUAGGUACAAACACUUCUGGACCUCGGCCAGAAGAUGACACAUCCACACAGGGAAGAUAAUCAGGAACUCUGUGCAACCCUAGGCUCUGACCUCAUCCUGACUGCUAAGUCAUAGAAUUGAGAUUUAAAUAAGAGCCGUACCUGUCACCGUCAAAGAAUUUGUUUAUGAAAGCAACAGAUAGUUUCAAUGCCUUUUAGUUUCUAUUAUAUUAAAGAAACUACACAGCUCCUGCUUUAGAUGGAGAACAACAUACACACACACUGAUUAUGAUGAUGGCGAGAAGAUCGUGAGCCAAGAGGGUGGGACCACCCUGAGCUCCAUCAGAAGGUGUUCAAAGUCUAAACCAGGAACACCUCCAUCUGUUUUAACCAACCAGUGCUGCUGUCGUGAGCCCAGAGGGUGGGACCACCCUGAGCUCCAACGAUGAGCCGGACACAGAUUAAACCGAGUGACGUCUCCAUCUAUAUUAUCUAAUCACGCUGCUCUUAAAGAUAUAAAGAGCCAUGUUCUCCUGGAGAACGGCAGUCUGUUAUCGAACGAUGCUUUGAGCUGACUUCAUCCAGGCCCGUGCUGCACGUUAAAUGUUUUGUGUCUUUGAGACUUUUGUUCUACCACACUUAAUUAAAUCCACUUUGUUUUGAAUUUUA